This is a messenger RNA of Tripterygium wilfordii, 828 nucleotides long. RefSeq lists its product as uncharacterized. NCBI's taxonomy places the organism in Eukaryota, Viridiplantae, Streptophyta, Magnoliopsida, Celastrales, Celastraceae. The record is from RefSeq and is a predicted model, not a curated record. The transcript has a single exon. The coding region runs from base 1 to 828 and encodes 275 amino acids. Gene Ontology annotation, molecular function: RNA-DNA hybrid ribonuclease activity; nucleic acid binding.
AUGGAGAAUGUAUCUCAUGCCCUUUUGGAGUGUAAAUGGGCAUCUGUGGUCUGGCAAGAGGCUGGGUGUGUGGCUUAUCAGAGUAAAGAGAGGGACCUUUCUUUUGAAGACUGGUUAUCUCAAGUCCUCCUUGGGGGUGAGGGAGAGGUUGCGAAGAGAGUGAUGUAUUAUGCUUGGGCCGUUUGGACCAACAAGAACUCUUUUAUUUUUGAAGGGAAGUGGCGGUCAGCCACGAGCACUAUCAACUUUGUUGAGUAUUACAUGGCGGAAUAUGACCAAGCCCGGGCUUCAAGGAACCUGCCAAGGCCGGAGCAGAGUGUGCAAGAGGCAGUCAAGUGGGCUCCUCCGAGCUCGGGGACGAUCAAACUUAGUGUUGAUAGGGCUGUUUUCAAUGAGGCACAUGCUAUAGGAGUUGGGGCUGUUAUUCGGGACCAUAAUGGUCAAGUAUGUGCAGCUUUAUCAGAAUGUAUGGCUGGUGCUUUUGGUCCCCAAGUCGUAAAGGCUUAUGCUUUAAUGAAGGGUACCCAAUUAGCCAUCCAUAUGGGUGUGUCGAACUUGAUUAUUGAAUCGGAUUCUCAUGUCCUGGUGAAUGCUAUUAGGUCUGAAGCGUAUGAAUUAGCUCCUUUUGGGCACAUUUUGGAUGAUAUACGAUCCCUUAUUUCAUGUAUAGGGAGUGUUUCUUUGCGUUAUACUCGUCGUUUAUGUAAUAGAGUGGCACAUAAGCUUGCUAGGAAUUCUAUCAACUUUGAUUGCCCUAUGCGGUGGAUAGGGGAAUGUCCCGAUUUCAUCUUGUCUGCUGUUAUUCAUGACAGUAUCCCUGUUCCUUGA